This is a messenger RNA of Actinia tenebrosa (Australian red waratah sea anemone), 1361 nucleotides long. RefSeq lists its product as uncharacterized. The record is from RefSeq and is a predicted model, not a curated record. NCBI's taxonomy places the organism in Eukaryota, Metazoa, Cnidaria, Anthozoa, Actiniaria, Actiniidae.
ACAGGGUUGCUCCUGUUUCAGAGAAUAUAAAAGUAUGUCGGGAAAACUUUAUAAAUACCAAAGAUUGUAAGAAUAUCACGAUGUGAGGGAUGUGAGACCGCGCAAAGAUGUACAGGGAACUCUUGACGUUCAUUGCCCUGAUUUGUAUAAAUGUUCUUGGUUUUAGGGUCACAGGUGUGGCAAUUGGAAAUCCUCGUCGGUCUUCCUACUGGGAUCCGUCAAGGUUCGUUCCUCUCAGCCACCUAAUGCCAGGUGGUCAAGGCGUGACAUAUCUGAGCGACCUCACCCAGAAUUUAGCGGACGAUAUGAGCUCUCAGAUAGCACUCGGUGGCCAACAGGUUAGCGCUGUUGGGCAAGCGAUUGAGAACCAUGAAGAUGCUAAAAGUGAAGAGAUUCAGCACGUGUCUGAUAUUGUAGACUCGAAUUAUAAAUCAACGGCUGUGGAUAAUGAAGAGGAAGAACAAGAAAUAAAUGAAGGAGAUGGAUAUGAGGAAAAUGAGGCCGAAUACUGAUAGGGYUUGCUUGCAUGGAAGCUGUCAGCCACUUGGUUGCGCACGCAUUUACUCUGGGUUAGCCUAAUUCCAGCGUCAAAAUAUUUAAAAACAAAAGGUUGAGUCAAGAGUGAAUUACGUAAAACAAUAAUGUUUUAAAAUUUCACGGACUUUCACUGGAAUGCAUGAAUACACAAAAAAGCCAGGCUAAUCCUGAGCAACAGAGAGCUCGUAACUAGAGUGUACCAUAGGUUUUCGAAAACUGUCACAAACACAAGAGACUUGGGGACAGGUUUAUUUGCGGAUUGUUGUGGUAGUAGGGUCUGAUGAGUAUCUAUAAUAUACAUAUUGUACAUAUACUACUGAGAUACGUUGCCUAAAAUAUGAAAACAGCAGACCCUCAACCUGGCAACUGUCUUGUUGAAAAAUGUGGAUUUUUUGUCUCUUAAUGGCGUCCAUGCAGCUUUCCUAUGUAUUUACAGAUAAAUACAAUUAACAAGUAAGAAGUUUGAGUGAACAAAAUUAUGAUUUAUGGCAAACUUUAAUGAAAUAUUCUUUUCUUGCGAACGCAGUUUUAAUGACCUUUUUCAGUCUGUACUAUUUUAAAAAUACUUAAUUUUAAAUUUUGAAGAAGUCAAGCCUUUAUCUAUAAAUUAUUAUAGAAUGUAUUCUAUUCGAGUCGUUAAAUGUUAUUCUCAUUACGAAGAUCGGUCUUGUGAACAUACCAAGUCAGUAUUGAAAUGUUGUUCCAUAUCUGACCAUCGGUCAUUUCCUUGAUUAUACUAGAGUAUCUGUGGAACAGUAUAUGAUCGCGUGCAUACCGCAUAUCCAUGAAAAACUUUGUAAUAAAAUGGAACAAAUUUGCACAAU